AUGACGGAUAAUGGCGAGGUUCAUUUUGUGCUCCGUGCGGAGGGGUGUAUUCACUCCAGCGAUGUGCGACACGUGUCGUGCUCCAGCGGGGUGCUUCUCACUGCGUCGCGUGACAACACCGCCAUGAUACUCCCAGAGCAACCUCCCAAUGACACCAUUAAAUCCGGUCUUGUGUUGGUAGGCCACACUGCAUUUGUGAACUUUGUUACCUUUCAUCCCUUCAUGACGCUUCUUGAUGGUGAGUCCUGCAUUGUCACGGGCAGCAAUGAUAAGCACGUGGCGUUGUGGAACCCCGUGACUACGGCGCUUGAGGCAGUUCUGGAUGGCCAUGCGCAUGGUGUCUGCUGCGGUGUUGUGAUGUUACCAAACUCUGGUGACAUUGUGACGGGCGAUUGGGGUGGUAUGUGUAUCGUGUUUGACAGUACAACAGGCGGCGUGAAGCAAAAUUACACCGGACACAAGACGGCGGUGCGGGCUGUUGCUCAGUUGCCAGGAACGAGCAGCGUUGUGUCUGCCUCUGGCGACAAAACGAUCCACCAGUGGGAUGUGGAGACAGGGGCGACGCUGUCGGUUUUUGUUGGCCAUGAAGACGUCGUGCAAUGCAUCUGCGCAAUGAGUGCAACCCGUUUUGCCACAGGGGGAAAUGAUGCAACUAUCAUGAUUUGGGACACUGAGACGGGCACCACCCCACUCCGCCUCUUGACAGCGCACGACAGUCUAAUUUACGCCCUCUGUUACUGCCCAACACGGCAACUGUUGUUUUCCGCCUCAGAAGAUCGAUCGUUGAAGGUGUGGCAGGGCGGCGUGCUGGAUUUGGCCUCGUCGAACACGCAGACGGAAAGUGUUGUCAUACAGAGCAUCAACCAUCCAUGUGUGGUGUGGUCCGUUUGUUUCACAAGUACAGGCGACAUUGUGACUGGCGGUUCUGACGGCGUCGUGCGCAUGUGGACGGCAGACGAUGAAAUGAUGGCAUCUGUGGAGAAGCUGCAGACACUUGAGGCCGCUGUGGCCGCCCAAACAAUUGACGUCAAAGUUCUCACCGUUGCCGGGAUUGACACAGCGUCAAUGCUUUCGGUGGCUGAUCUGCGGUUUCGUAAAGGGACGCAUCAGGGUGAACGUCUCAUUGCUCGCACAGAGGCAGGCACAAUUGAGGUUUAUGCCUGGAACUGCGGUCGUUGGGACAAAGUGGGGACUGUUGUUGAGGGGCCGCAAGGGCAGGCAUUUACAGGCGCAGCGCAGCCAAGAGAAAAGAAGUACCUGAACGGCGUGCCGCACGAUUAUAUCUUUGAUGUGGAUGUGAAUGGAAAAAUGCUCAAACUUUCGUACGACAAAGGCCAGAGCAUCUUUGAGGCCGCGCAGAACUUUAUAAAUGAAAAUCGCACCCUCGUGUCCCAAUCGCACAGGGAGGAGAUACAAAAUUUUAUUCUAAACAACGUUGAUCCCAGAGACAUUCAGCCGGGAACAGGAACCGCCAACGCGGUGACAGGAGCAGGCAAUCAUGCUUCUGCCUCUGCCUCUGCCGCUGUUGGUGGGGGCGGCGGGGAGCCGGUAUUCUCUGAAUACGCCCGCGAGGCCGCGGCAUUGCAGCAAGCCGGUGUCUCAACCACCCCAACUUGGGGAGAGGCGCUGCGCAAUAUGGAAACGGUGGGGGCGUCUAGAAGUGACGUUGCCUUUUCAGGUUAUGCACGGGAAGGGCUAUUGCUUGAGCAAGAAGCGGCACGGCGAGCAGGAGCGCCUCCGGCCACAGCGGAGGAAGCAAACCGCAGUAUCGUCAGAUGGAACAACCAUAAACGCUUCACAUCGUAUAAUGCAGCCGGGGCAAAGAAGAAGAUUGAUGAGUUGACGGGUAACACGCGGCUCAGUGCUUUGGUGGAGCGGGUGGUAACAGCGGCCGAGGGGGAACCAAACAGCGCCCUCCUGGACGAUAUUGCGGCGUUGUACCACGAAUUGCCCGAGGCCUCUCGUUUCCCUGCACUGGACCUGCUCAGCCACCUCCUUGCUGUUACAGUGCGUCCGUUUGGUUGGCUGCAGCUGCUUUUGUCGGAUGACGGCAACGGAGGGGAUGCACCCAAUGCACGAGCGUUUUUUGAGGAAUGCAUUCAAAAUUUGCCUCAUGUCCCUGAUGUGGAGGCUCUCGUGACAACACGUCUCUUUGCUCACGUGAUUGCAGCGCUGGACAAACCGCCACCAGGAGCGAAACUGACUGCGGAUCAGUUGGCGUUGAUCCUCGCAAUGCUCACGAAGGCACCCCAAUCGCUUCUUCAGACGAAAAACGGCAAUGUGAAGACGGCAAUAUGUGCUCUUCUACAAAAUGCAGCGGUGUUACUUGCAGGAGAUCCGGUGGUGCUUGGAAAAGAUGGUGCGUCUGAUGCCACGCGUGGAGUAAUGCGUCUGCUAGCGCAGCUGCUCCUUUUUGAGUCCAUCUCCUCUUCACACACGCGAGACCUUGUGGCGACGGUCAUGACGCUCAUGCUUUCUGACGGUAGCGGGAAAGAUAUUCAGACCUCUGUCGUUGCGGUGGAAGUGGGGCGCAAUACACUUGCUCACACGUUGCGAGCAUUAAAAGCGGGGCCGGAGCCGCAUUGCCGGGAGGCGGCCAUAAAACUUUUGCAUUGCUUGGACGACGCGGAAUUGCAAUGA
Messenger RNA from Trypanosoma cruzi, 2640 nucleotides. RefSeq lists its product as uncharacterized. Gene Ontology annotation, molecular function: ubiquitin binding. The coding region runs from base 1 to 2640 and encodes 879 amino acids. Gene Ontology annotation, cellular component: nucleus; cytoplasm. Gene Ontology annotation, biological process: ubiquitin recycling; proteasome-mediated ubiquitin-dependent protein catabolic process. NCBI's taxonomy places the organism in Eukaryota, Euglenozoa, Kinetoplastea, Trypanosomatida, Trypanosomatidae. The record is from RefSeq and is a predicted model, not a curated record. The transcript has a single exon.